This is a messenger RNA of Misgurnus anguillicaudatus (oriental weatherfish), 2045 nucleotides long. RefSeq names its product V-set and transmembrane domain containing 4b (gene vstm4b). The record is from RefSeq and is a predicted model, not a curated record. Gene Ontology annotation, cellular component: membrane. NCBI's taxonomy places the organism in Eukaryota, Metazoa, Chordata, Actinopteri, Cypriniformes, Cobitidae.
GGUGUAUACAUAAGUAAAAACAGAACGUGCCCUGUCUCGGGUUACACAGAGAAAAAGGUUGGAAAAAGUGCAGAGGAAUCCACAGGCAGAUUUUGGGAAACAUUGAACUGCAUGGAGCCCAUCAGACUGGAGAAUGAAGAUCUCUGCUGUGGUAAUAGUUCUCCUGACUAAUGUCUUUUUUGGAAAUGUUUGCUCAGCUAUCAAUGCCACAGUCACUCCAUCUCCAUUCACACUCGUGGCCGAGGGGGACAACAUCACCUUGUCCUGUCAGGUGAGCCAGCGGCGCAGGUCAGCGAGCAUGCCCGUGGUGCGCUGGAUGUUCCAGCCCGAAUGGGGAGGAGAAGAUCUGCUGGUGGUGAAAGUAAACAUGCGCAAAGAAAAGUUUUACGGAAACUACACCAAGAGCUUCCAUGGGCCUAAAAUGAAACUGACGGUGGUAAAACAGGGGAAGAUAUAUAACCUCCUCAUCAUGAACAUCACCAAACAAGACAGAGGUCUUUACAGCUGUAGGGUCCAAGAGUUUAAAUGGCACCAGGAACGUUGGAAAGCUUUAACCAACAGCUCAGCGUCCACACAUGUCAGAGUUCAUGUUCUUCCAGCUGACAGACCAAAGGACGAGUUGUGGAGUCUGUUUGAAGAUGUAUAUUUGUGUGCUGUGCUGGUUUGCUGCGUUGGACUUUUGUGCAUGUGUAUGUUUACUGUAGCUGUGAGUUGUCAGUAUCUGCAGAGGAAGAGACGUUUAAAAGAAAACUAUCACUUGGUCAAGAGCCCACAGAACAGCUCAGGCGAGACAGUCACCAGUGUAGUCAGUCUGUCUCCUGCUCUUCCCAAAAAAGAGAGGAAGUACAAGAAAAAGAAAUGUGUGGAGCAGCCAGAUGUGCCACCAGAGAUACCGGCUAAAGCCCCUAUUGCAGACAAAAUGCGGAAGCCAAAGCUUUUAAAACCUCAAACCAGAAAAGUGGUUUUGCCCAAAAUUGCUGAGGAGAGUCUGACGUAUGCUGAACUUGAACUAAUGAAGCCAUUGCCUGAUGCCCAAACUGCAAAGACCGGAACCGUGUAUGCUCAGAUACUCUUUCAGGAUAGGCCGGUGUAGCCUUAAACCAUUUACUUUAUUAUUUAUAACAACAUAUAAUACUGAUUUAGGUUAUCAUUGUUUUUCUCUUCUGCUAAAACAUUGUCUAUUUUCAAACACUACCUAAAAGGAAUUGUACAUAUUGUAUAUGCAUUCUUUUUAUCUAUGUUUAAUUGUUAUCUGUGACUUUCCAAAAUGUUUUAUAUUUAAGUAUAGGCCAUAUGUAAAACAGCACUCUAAGUGGAUAUUUCUUUAUUGAUAAGCGACGAUGACAAAAGACAGGCCAUUGUUACAAAUUGGGAUUUACAAAUCCUUGGGAUCUUUUGGGAUAAUGUAAGUACACAACUGCAUGAGAUAUAUCACACUGUGCAAGUCUUACAUAUUGUGGCUUUAAUAGCAACCAACUUUUGCAUUCCCUAUGGUUUUGGGAUUAGUACGAGUUCAGCAGUUUUGGCAUUGAUGGCAUCUGAAGCAUGCUGUCGAUAACCACAAAUUCAUUUUAACUUAGCUUUCAAUAACAAACAACAAUUGUGCUUUAAGUAAUGCAACAACUAUUAAAAAGUGGGUUGAAACAUUGCUUUGCUAAAGUGCCUACAUGUUUUAUACAAUUCUGCAUUAUUUGAGAUGUAAAUUUGUCCCAAAUAAGCUGUCACUGGAGCUUAUCUUGCAGAAAAACCCUAUACAUUUCCAUCAAAAUCAUGGAAUUCAUAGAGCUGCUGUGACUUUAUCACAAACUUCCAACGUGCAAGAAAGUUAUCUUACUGUGAAAUGAAAAAGGCCCCUUAAACCACACUGAGCUCAACCAGGGCCGCUGCCUUUACCACUAACAAGAACCAUCUGUGAAUUUAAUACAGAGACCCCAUGCUCAACACAAGCAAAAUCAUAUACUGCAAGGUUUCUCUUUUCUAUGUCAUUUUAUUUUGUAAAUGUACUGUAAAUUAAACAUUUCUUGAUAAAGCACUGAAUAUUUGAC